Messenger RNA from Saitoella complicata NRRL Y-17804, 405 nucleotides. RefSeq lists its product as uncharacterized. The transcript has a single exon. The record is from RefSeq and is a predicted model, not a curated record. Lineage: Eukaryota; Fungi; Ascomycota; Saitoellomycetes; Saitoellales; Saitoellaceae. The annotation marks the transcript as partial. Gene Ontology annotation, cellular component: MUB1-RAD6-UBR2 ubiquitin ligase complex. Gene Ontology annotation, biological process: ubiquitin-dependent protein catabolic process; establishment or maintenance of cell polarity.
AUGAGGGAAUCCAACAUCUCAUCAGUCACCUCCAACAAACCCAUCACAUCCAUAACCUCAAUCCUUUACGACCGCCGUGCACUCGACUGCACCUCAACCCUGCCCCUCAUCAACUCCCUCACAAACCUCGCUCACCUAAUCUCCGACUCCCCCCGCAUUCGCGAAACAAUCGCCGUAGACGGCGGCCUCGAACGCCUCGUCUCCAUCCUCCAAACCCCCCGCACCGAAGACGUCCUGUCCCUCUGGAAAUGGUCACUCGCAUUCCAAUGCGUCAUCCAGAUCGGUAUCCACGGGAGUGAGCAAGCGAGGUUGAGGAUCGUGGAGGCGGAUAUGGUCAGUGUUAUCGCAUCGAUACUUUGCCGGUUCUUGAGGACGUUGGAUCAUCUGAAAGCGGAGAGAGAUGCU